GGUAGCCGCGCUCGUAUUUAUUCUGCAGCAUGCCGGCACUGUCUGUUCCGUUAUCACAGCAAAGCAGCCGCAGGAAAAACAGAGAGCAGAGCUUUGUUUUAGUUGAGCUCAGAGACGACAGCCUAACUCUGUGAACGUCAUUCAACUUGGCUAUAAAUUCCAUACCUGCUCCGUAACAGUAAAGAAAAAAUGCUGUUAUCAGUGACUUCCAGGCCUGGGAUUUCGACUUUUGGCUAUAACAAGAACAACAAGAAGCUAUAUGUGGCUCAGCAAAUGGCACCUCCGAGCCCAAGGAACAGCACCCCUAACAGCAGCAGCGGGAGCGACCAGCUGAGCAAAACCAACCUGUAUAUCCGGGGACUGCAGCCAGGCACCACUGACCAGGACCUUGUCAAGCUCUGUCAGCCGUAUGGCAAGAUUGUCUCUACUAAGGCCAUCCUGGACAAGACCACAAACAAGUGCAAAGGCUAUGGCUUUGUGGACUUUGACAGUCCAACAUCAGCACAGAAGGCUGUAACUGCACUGAAAGCCAGCGGCGUGCAGGCACAAAUGGCAAAGCAACAGGAGCAAGACCCUACAAAUUUAUACAUCUCAAACCUCCCACUAUCAAUGGACGAGCAAGAACUGGAGGGGUUGCUGAAGCCUUUUGGCCAAGUUAUCUCCACUCGGAUCCUUCGAGACACUAGUGGGGCCAGCAGAGGGGUCGGCUUUGCAAGGAUGGAGUCCACAGAGAAGUGUGAAGCCAUCAUCACCCACUUUAAUGGAAAGUAUAUAAAGACGCCCCCUGGAGUAGCAGCACCUUCCGAUCCCUUGCUUUGCAAAUUUGCUGAUGGCGGGCCAAAGAAACGACAGAACCAAGGAAAAUUUGUGCAAAAUGGACGGGCCUGGCCAAGGAACGGAGACAUGGGUGGUAUGGCCUUGACCUACGACCCCACCACAGCUCUUCAGAAUGGGUUCUAUGCAGCUCCUUACAGUAUCGCCCACAGCAGGAUGCUUGCUCAGUCUGCCUUAGCCCCGUAUCUUCCAUCUCCUGUGUCUUCCUAUCAGAGAGUGACUCAGACAUCUCCUCUACAAGUACCUAACCCAUCUUGGAUGCAACACCAGUCGUACCUCAUGCAGCCUUCAGGCUCAGUUCUGACACCAGGAAUGGACCACCCCCUUUCUCUCCAGCCCGCCUCCAUGAUGGGACCUCUUACCCAGCAACUGGGACACCUGUCACUCAACAGCCUGGGCACGUUCAUGCCGACAGCUGCCGCUAUGCAAGGAGCUUACAUCCCUCAGUACCCAGCUGUGCCUUCGUCCAGUGUUUCUGUUGAGGAGAACAGCGGCCAGCAGAAUCAACUGGCAGUGGAGCCCCCCUCAGACCAUGGGGUCUAUCCUUUCCAGUUCAGCAAGUAAUGAGGUCCAGACCUGGGGAAAGAAGCCUAUGCACUCCUCCUUGGGCUGUUUUCCCAUUGCUGAUGGAAUCUGAGGAACUGCCUUGUUUUUUUCGAAUGUGCUACAUUCAAGAUCAAAGACUUUUUUCUUUUGCAAAAGAAGUUUCUUGCUUUGUAUUUACUUGCAGCGAACCUUUACUCCUCCCCCAAAGAUACCAGUUGAGCUGCUUCUCAUCUUCAGGAGGUUUGGGUAUGUUGGGAUUGCUUAGGAAGGCUUUUAAAAUGAUUUUUUU
Molecule: messenger RNA, 1669 nt
Organism: Arvicanthis niloticus (Nile rat)
Lineage: Eukaryota; Metazoa; Chordata; Mammalia; Rodentia; Muridae
Source: RefSeq, a predicted model, not a curated record